GAGGUGAAAAAUAGCUGUUAGUGUUCAGGCACGGCAACCCAACGGUAGAAAAGGAAACAAUUGUCUCUAGUUUCCGGCGGCCGGCCGUCUUCCGGCGAGAAGUUAUCCGCUUUCCGGCGAAACUCGACGCCCCUCCUCCGCGGAUUCUUUUUGAUCAACCCCACUGUCGCCUUCUCCUCGCCGGAGUCCGACGGUGUUUUCCGGCCAGAAGACUGCCUAAUUUUUCUUCUCCUACUCUCUAUUAUCCGAGCUCCCAAGCAUUUCGUCUGCUGUUAUUUUUCUCGUUCUUCUUCUCAUUUCUGUCUUCGCUGCAGGAUAGCGGAUUUUUCUUUGGUUUCCUUUUCUAGGAUCGUUAGCUCGUUCUUUCGUUUCGCUUUCAACUAACUUGCCUCUGAUGGUCAAUGCUGGCGUUUUCUUCGUGUUCUUCUGGUUUUUCUCUGUACAAGUUUCUCCUUUUUGGCUUCCCGUGUUCCAAUCUCUCGUGCUACCUUAAAAAGUCGAGGUCUUGGUGUUGAUUAUUGAGAGCCCAGUAGAAAAAUCGAAAUCUUUGAGCUUGGUUUUAGAUCUUGUGAUGGAGAACUAGCAUGUCACAGAAGGCAAGAUAAGGGAGGAAUUUUUCAAAGGAAGAAGGGGGAGAAAUUUUGUUAGGAGAUGAGAAAUCUACUGUUCUACCCAGUUUUAUUUCUCGUUUUCUUUCCUCUUUUGGCAAUGUCCGGCGCUCUCAACGACGACGUCCUUGGCCUGAUCGUCUUCAAGGCCGACCUCCAAGAUCCCACCUCCAAGCUCACAUCUUGGAACGAGGACGACAACGACCCCUGCGGCUGGAUGGGCAUUACGUGCAACCCCACAACCAACCGGGUCACCGAGCUCAACCUUGAUGGCUUUUCCCUCUCUGGAAAGAUUGGGCGUGGUCUCCUCCAGCUCCAAUCCCUCCGGAAGCUAUCCCUCUCGAAGAACAACUUCUCAGGCAGUCUCAAUCCCAAUCUCUCCCGGCUCGAAAGCCUCUGGACUGUGGAUCUCAGCGAAAACAAUCUCUCCGGCUCGAUCCCCGACGAGUUUUUCCAGCAAUGCAGGUCCCUGAGAACCAUCUUGCUGGCCAACAACGCAUUCUCAGGGGAGAUUCCACCAGGCGUCGGUUCCUGCUCGACGCUAGCGGAGUUGAACAUCUCCUCCAACCGGCUCUCUGGUCGGUUGCCGAGCGGGCUCUGGUCUUUGUAUGGCCUCAGAUCACUUGACCUCUCCGGCAAUUCUCUGUCUGGUGAUAUACCAAUGGGAAUAAGUCGGCUGUACAAUCUGAGGGCAAUCGACUUGCGAGGUAACCGGCUUUCCGGGGGGCUGCCGGAUGACAUUGGAGGUUGUUUGCUGUUGAAAUCGCUCGAUCUCAGUGAAAAUUUGCUCACCGGUAAGCUCCCUGAAACAUUGCAGAAGCUUUCUAUUUGUAGUUAUUUGAGUUUGGGCUCGAAUUCUUUCUCCGGUGAAGUCCCGACAUGGAUUGGAGAAAUGAAAAGUUUAGAGACUUUGAAUUUGUCAGGCAAUGGGUUUUCUGGCCAGGUUCCAGACUCCAUUGGCAACCUUCAGGUAGUGAAAAGAUUGGAUUUUUCCCAGAAUAACUUCACAGGGAGCUUGCCAGAAUCGAUAGGCAUUUGCAAAAGCCUCUUGGAGGUGGAUUUCAGCCAAAACUCCCUGAUCGGUGAUCUGCCAACAUGGAUUUUUGAGUUGGGCUUGCAGAGUAUUUCAGUUUCGGGGAAUAAAAUGAGUGGCUCUAUACAAAUUCCUAUUACUACGGAUCAGACCCUGAAGAUAUUGGAUUUAUCCAACAAUGGUUUCUCUGGUAGAAUUCCAGUUGAUAUCGGGAACAUUCAUGGCUUGCAGUUCCUGAACCUAUCCUGGAAUUCGCUGUCGGGUUCUAUCCCGGCGAGUGUCAGGGAGUUGAAGUCAUUGCAGGUCCUUGAUCUAAAUGGAAAUCGGCUCAACGGAAGCAUCCCGCUGGAGAUAGGGGAAGCAGUCUCUCUGAAUGAGCUGAAUUUGCAUAAGAAUUCACUCACUGGAGGAAUCCCAACUCAGAUUGGGAACUGCUCUUCCCUCACAUCUUUGAUAUUAUCACAGAACAAUCUCACAGGCCCAAUACCCCCAACCUUAGCCAAUCUCACCAACCUCCAAACCAUAGAUCUCUCCCACAACAGGCUAACAGGAACUCUUCCAAAGCAACUUUCCAACCUCCCCCACCUCCUUUCCUUCAACAUCUCCCACAACCUCUUCUCAGGGGACCUCCCAGCCGGAAACUUCUUCGACACCAUCCCUCCCUCCUCCAUCUCCGACAACCCCGGCCUCUGUGGUUCUGUUGUCAACCGCUCCUGCCCUGCUGUCCUCCCCAAGCCCAUAGUCCUCAACCCCAACUCCUCCUCACCCAACCCCUCUUCCAAUUCGGCCUUCUCCCCUGGCAAACUCCGCCACAAGAAGAUCAUUCUGAGCAUUUCUACUCUCAUUGCCAUUGGAGCUGCUGCUUUGAUCAUGCUUGGUGUUUUCACCAUCACCGUCCUAAACAUCCGGGUCCGUGCUGCAGCCACCUCCCAGUCUGCUGCAGCCCUGGUCCUCUCCGAUGGCUACUACAGCCAUUCCCCCGGGACUGAAGCAGACUCCGGCAAGCUUGUCAUGUUCUCUGGAAACGACCCUGACUUCAGUGCUGGUGCCCAUGCAAUCCUUAACAAGGACUGCGAACUUGGCCGGGGUGGAUUCGGUACGGUAUACAAGACCAUCCUACGAGAUGGCCGACCUGUGGCCAUCAAGAAGCUCACUGUCUCUAGCCUAGUGAAGUCCCAAGAAGAUUUCGAGAGGGAGGUCAAGAAGCUGGGGAAAGUUAGACACCCAAAUCUUGUAACGCUUGAAGGCUACUAUUGGACUCCAUCUCUGCAGCUCCUCAUCUAUGAGUUUGUCUCUGGUGGGAAUCUCUACAGACAUCUCCAUGAAAGCUCUGCAUCGAACUCGCUCUCCUGGCGAGAGAGGUUCGAUAUAAUUCUCGGGAUUGCGAGAAGUUUAGCCCACCUCCACCGGCUCAACAUAAUUCACUACAAUCUCAAGUCCAGCAACAUUCUGAUUGAUGGCUCGGGAGAGGCUAAGGUGGGGGACGCUGGAUUGGCAAAGCUAUUGCCAAUGCUGGAUCGCUAUGUACUUAGUAGUAAAAUCCAAAGCGCACUUGGAUACAUGGCACCGGAGUUCGCCUGCCGGACGGUGAAGAUCACUGAGAAAUGUGAUGUUUAUGGAUUUGGAGUGUUGGUGCUGGAGAUCAUAACAGGGAGGCGGCCGGUGGAAUACAUGGAGGAUGAUGUGGUGGUGUUAUGUGAUGUGGUGAGGGGGGCAUUGGAAGAAGGGAGGGUAGAGGAGUGCGUGGAUGGGAGGCUUGGUGGAAAGUUUCCGGUGGAGGAGGCUGUGCCGGUGGUGAAGCUGGGCUUGAUUUGUACGUCACAGGUGCCAUCGAACCGGCCGGAUAUGGCAGAGGUGGUGAACAUUUUGCAGCUGAUCAGGUGCCCCCUGAAUGAACCAGAAGAGGAGUUGAGCUGAGCUGAGGCUUCCUCCUUGAAGCUUCUUUUGCUUUUCCAUUUUAUUACUUGAAAUCUAAGACAUGAACUCUGAGAGAGAGAGAGAGAGAGAGCUAUAGGGUUUUUACGGUGAAGAGGAAUCCGGUUUGCCAGUUUAGAAUGAGAGGAAGAGGCUUGGGAUGUGGUGAUUCGGAGAGGAAGUGUUAUGAGGCGGUCUCAUAUUAGUUUGGGGGAAGGUGCUGUUUUCCUCUGCUCUCCAAGUGGGUGCUAGUGUUUGUGUUGACCGGAUUCCCUUUCACCGGGCACUUGGCACUGUGGGACCCUUUAAACGAGUUUAUUCCUUAUUUUCUCUGAUUUUUAUGUGCUUCUGUUUACCAACAUUGUUCUGAGAUUGGACAUGGAAGGGUGAUG
Messenger RNA from Elaeis guineensis (African oil palm), 3947 nucleotides. RefSeq lists its product as uncharacterized. Gene Ontology annotation, molecular function: ATP binding; protein kinase activity; receptor serine/threonine kinase binding. Lineage: Eukaryota; Viridiplantae; Streptophyta; Magnoliopsida; Arecales; Arecaceae. Gene Ontology annotation, biological process: protein phosphorylation. The record is from RefSeq and is a predicted model, not a curated record.